This is a messenger RNA of Heteronotia binoei (common prickly gecko), 1592 nucleotides long. RefSeq names its product transmembrane protein 178B (gene TMEM178B). Gene Ontology annotation, cellular component: membrane. The transcript has 4 exons. The record is from RefSeq and is a predicted model, not a curated record. Bases 625 to 1509 code for a protein of 294 amino acids. Lineage: Eukaryota; Metazoa; Chordata; Lepidosauria; Squamata; Gekkonidae.
GCCCUUCGGGAACCAGCAAGCCUCCUAACGCUGGCCCGAGAUUCUUGCCAAAAUAAUAAUAAAAGCGUGCUUGGAAUCAAGGUAACCGGCUGCCGGGAAGCGGAAGAUUGCCAGCUGUUUUCAGUGCGGGGGGGAGGGGGAGGACUUUGAUUUCCAGGCAUAUUUACCCUUGCGGAUGUGAUUCCUUAAAGGGAUGAUCCCGAUAUAAAAAGCCACUCCUUUGGCAUUCCUGAGUGGGCAAGGCUGGAAGAGCUCAGUGGACCGAUCCAGAUGGCCAGACACAAGGAGGGGAUGCUUCUCUACCACUGAGUACUCUUUGUGGCCAAUGACAGAUAACUCUGCUUUGCUGGGUACCAUAUUGACUUAAGGGGGAAGCUUCACAAUUGCUGGCCGUUUUGCCUCCCUCUGGUCUCUAGGGCAAGUGGAUGAGUGCUCAGGAUCACUUCCUUCUGGGGGAGAAGUUUCCCUGCCUAGAGUCUGAUGAAUCUCCAAGUGCUUGUAUGUGAUCACUGAAGGAAGUCACUGUCCUGUGCUAGUUGCCCAGGAGCUGGGCUCAUUGGGUACCAGGUUGAAGGGCUUUGCCUCUCACUGAAGAUGCUCAUGGUGUUUCUGUGAAGCUAAGGUAUGGCUGCUGGAAGGUUAUUGCUCUAUGCUGGUCUCUCCUUAGCGUUGUGUGCUUUAGGCAUGCUGGCUGUGGCCAUCUGCUCUGACCAUUGGUAUGAAACUGAUGCCAGGAAGCACAGGGAACGGUGCAAAAGCUUCACCACUCGGAGGAAUGACCCUGGUUUCAUUUAUAACUCUAACAAUAACCUGCCCCUCAGGGCUAGCCGGUCUAGGCUCGACCGCUGGGAAGGGAAACUUCUCUUGGCAAGAAAUAGGAGGCAGCUCUUUGCCAUGAGUGCCGUUGACGAGUGCAACAGACAGUACAACUCUACUAACAUGGGGCUCUGGAGAAAAUGCCACCGUCUGGGAUUUGACCAGGACCUGGAGGAACUCAUUGCUAAAGGAGCAAUUGACCAGUGUUCAUACAUCAAGUACCACUACUCCUCAGCAACCAUUCCCAAGAACCUCACCUACAAUAUUACUAAGACCAUCCGCCAGGAUGAGUGGCAUGCCCUGCACUUGCGCAGAAUGACAGCUGGUUUCAUGGGCAUGGCUGUAGCCAUCAUCCUCUUCGGAUGGAUUAUUGGGGUGCUGGGCUGCUGCUGGGAUCGAGGCCUUAUGCAGUAUGUGGCAGGACUUCUCUUCCUCAUGGGAGGAACCUUCUGCAUCAUUUCACUGUGCACGUGCGUGGCUGGAAUCAACUUCGAGCUCUCUCGAUACCCCCGAUACCUGUACGGACUUCCUGACGACAUCAGCCAUGGCUAUGGCUGGUCAAUGUUUUGUGCAUGGGGGGGCCUGGGUCUCACUCUGAUCUCUGGCUUCUUCUGCACCUUGGCCCCUUCCGUCCAACCUGUCCCCAGGACCAACUGCCCCAAAUCAAGACCUGAGAAUGGGACAGUGUGCUAAAAAUAGAUGCAAACACAUCUCUAAAUAUACAUAUAUAAAUAUAUAUAUAUACAUAAACAGAUAUUAUAUAUAUAGAUCUCAAA